Molecule: messenger RNA, 1504 nt
Organism: Papilio xuthus (Asian swallowtail)
Lineage: Eukaryota; Metazoa; Arthropoda; Insecta; Lepidoptera; Papilionidae
Source: RefSeq, a predicted model, not a curated record
CACCCGCUCGCAGUGUGUGCUUGAACGUAACAGUGUCCACUACUCCCGUGCAAGGACUUAAAGUUUAUAUAAUGUAUUCACGGUGUUUGAUAGUGCUAGCGGCCGCCCUCGGCGUGGCUCUUGGUCAAGAAUCCUUCAAAUGUCCCGAUGACUUUGGAUUCUACCCACACCACGUGUCUUGCGACAAAUACUGGAAGUGUGAUAAUGGUGUCGCUGAACUGAAGACCUGUGGCAAUGGACUCGCUUUCGACGCCUCCGACUCCAAAUACCUGACAGAAAACUGCGACUACCUCCACAAUGUUGACUGCGGUGACAGGUCACAACUUGAACCCCCAAUCUCAACUCCCCACUGCCAGAGACUGUACGGUAUCUUCGCUGAUGAAAAGAAAUGCGACGUAUUCUGGAACUGCUGGAACGGUGAAGCUUCCCGCUACCAGUGCAGCCCCGGACUUGCCUACGACAGAGAGGCACGCGUCUGCAUGUGGGCCGACCAGGUUCCCGAGUGCAGAUCUGAGGAAGUAGCCAAUGGCUUCGCUUGCGCAAACCCCGGUGAGGUGGCCAACGCUGGCUCCUUCAGCCGUCACGCUCACCCUGAGGACUGCCGCAAGUACUACAUCUGUCUCGAGGGAACUGCUCGGGAGUACGGUUGCCCCAUCGGUACCGUCUUCAAGAUCGGCGACUCUGACGGCACUGGAAACUGCGAAGACCCCGAAGAUGUUCCCGGAUGCGAGGACUACUAUGGCGAUUUGGAUCUGAAGUCGAUCCGCAAGAGCGAACUCCUUGCCGGACUCCAGAGCGACGGCCAGUCCCGCCAGACACAGCCAAAGCAGCUUAAACCCCGCCCCCAGAAGGAGAACUAAAUCUUAACUCCCUCCCUCUUAAACCUUUAAUACUCACAUUUUUACUUUAAAUUACUUCGCGCAUUAAAAACAACGAGCACAUACAGUGUACAGCACAGUCUGAAUAUAAAUUUGAAAAUUUAAACAGAAAAAAAGUUGUUUUCGACGCGCGGGGAUAUUGUUCCAAGUUUAAAUUUGAAUUUCGAAUUGUUAAGUGUGUGAAGCCGAUUGAUUUGUAUUCAUUUCUAGUUGCCAAAUAAUUUUCUCGUUGUAGCCUUAACAGAACAAUUUUUCGUAGGCGGAUUAGAAAGUUAAUAGAAAGUUUACAGCGUUAGUAAUAUUUAUUUUAUAUUGUAUCUUAGCUCUCAUAGUGCUCUGUAAGUCACUCUACCGGUGGACUUAGUCUGUGCCCGGUGAUAAUUCCGCUGGAAAUUAUAAAAUAAUAAAGACUAGGAUAUAUUAUAUGUAUAAAUAUAUAAAUUUGCAUUUAUAAAGUCCAGUGUAAAUUGAUACGUUUCCAUUUCAAUCAAUCCACGACCUUGUAAAUAAUCUAUGUAUUGAAUUAUCUCGCUGCGACUGAGUGUUGUUGUUUGAUAAACAAUCUGUAAUUACUUAAGUUUUACAUUUAGUGAUAAAAUAAAGAAAACAUUUAAAAAUUAAACCUU